This is a messenger RNA of Bipolaris zeicola 26-R-13, 1032 nucleotides long. RefSeq lists its product as uncharacterized. The record is from RefSeq and is a predicted model, not a curated record. NCBI's taxonomy places the organism in Eukaryota, Fungi, Ascomycota, Dothideomycetes, Pleosporales, Pleosporaceae. The transcript is spliced from 7 exons. The coding region runs from base 1 to 1032 and encodes 343 amino acids.
AUGUCAAGUCCGCUCGGUAAUGGCACUUCCCUCUUUGGUAAUUACCAGUUCGACAUCAGCCAGUUCAAUUUCGCGGACCAUUCCUCCAACGUUCCCCUUGUCAAGAUAUCAUGUACCAUGAUCAUUGUCCUUGUACUCUUAACUGUUGCUCUACGCAUAGUUGCACGACUCAAAUACGUCCACAAAAUAUUCUUUGAUGAUGUCCUCAUCAUAUUUGCUGCGUUAUUUACGGUAGCUCUGGCAGUGGCAUGCAUCGUGGGCACCACUCACGGGCUUGGUCAACAUAUUUGGGUCCUUCCUCUACUAGACGUCCUCGAGAAGUUGAAGAGUAUUAUCUUGGAUCUUUACGUUUGCCAGAUAUUAUACGCCUGUGCAAUCGCGUUGACAAAACUCGCCAUCAUAUCCUCCUAUUUUCGUUUUGUCCCGGACCAAAAAUUCCACACGUGGAUGUACGUGACAAUGUUUCCCGUUGUGGGCUUGUGGAUUACAGGUGUCUUCGUUACCUUUUUUCAAUGUCUCCCAUACUAUGGAGCUUGGGAAUUUAUGGUCGAACGCAAGUGUAUCGACUAUGUCGCCUAUUUGUACGCGAGUUCGGCGGUGAACAUAAUCACCGAUAUUGCCCUUUGUGUACUUCCUUUGCCUUACUUUUGGAGAUUGGACAUGUCGCGAAAGCAACGCAUCAUCCUUUGUAUGCUAUUAGGAGGAGGUGCAAGUGCCUGCAUAGUAGGAAUUAUUCGCAUUUGCUUUCUGCACAGUCUGCAUGCUCUGGACAUCACUUAUAAGAGCGUGCCAUGUCUCAUAAUGAGCGUGAGUGAAUGCAGUCUUGGAAUCAUAUCGGUCAGCAUUCCAGCUAUCCGACCCUUGGCGCGACAACUCUUCCCUGCAGCAAUGCGAGGUAUCACUUCUCCAUCAUCGCGAGCCCGAACUCGGCAAAUCCGCCUCUCCAGUAUACCCCCCUCCGGAGACAGAGUGCCAAUGGAUGCAGAUGAUAAGCAAAAGGUCACAGUAUCGUAUGGGUCGUCGCGUUCGUAA